Molecule: messenger RNA, 6492 nt
Organism: Coturnix japonica (Japanese quail)
Lineage: Eukaryota; Metazoa; Chordata; Aves; Galliformes; Phasianidae
Source: RefSeq, a predicted model, not a curated record
GCUCACAGCCCGGGAGGCCAGCAGUGUGCGGGGCUGCAUCAGCAGAGGGCUGGCGGUGGGCAGGGAGGGGACGGUCCGUAUCUGCUCUGCCCUAAUGAGGCCCCAAUUGCGGUACAGCAUCCAGGGCUGGGCCGGGUGGGCCCCGGGCAGCCUGGGCUGGUGCGGGUGACUUGCUCAUGGCAGGAAACUGAAUGGAUGAUCCUUAACGGCCCUUCCAACCCGAGCUGUUCUGUGAUGCUACGCUCCCUCAGCUGAGCUGGGCAGGCGCGGCUUUCAGGGCCCGCUACAGCCCCGAAUGUUGCGAGCCGCUCCCCAGCAUCACACGGGAAAUCCCGGACGAUCGCCCCGCACCGCUGCCCCGCUCCCCGCUACAACAGGCGGGGAGAGCAGCAGGGCCCCCUCCGCGCCUCCUGCCUGCUCAGGGCGGCGGACACGGCACGGACGGACGGGGCCGGUCCAUCCCCCAGCCGUGUGCGCCGCGCUCCGCCCCGGGGUGGUGUCGGUACGGGCGGCCGGCAGCGUGCGGAGCCGGCGGCCGGAGCGCUAGAUCCCUUGCCCAGCUGAUGGUGUGGUCUCAAAAACAGCUGUGAUGGCCCAGGGCCUGGAGCAAGCAGCUGGCUGGGAGACGGGCUGGUGACUUCUGAUACAACCAGACACUUAAGGGAAGGAUUCAUAAAGAGAAGCCUGGAAACACUAAAGCUGCAAGAACAGGAGCACAGUUGAAAAAAAAAAAAAAAAAGAAAAAGAAAAGAAAAAGGAAAGGAACAAAAAAAAAGGGGAGGGAAAAAAAGCAGAGGGUUGAAAGGUGAGGCUGUACUGUCAGAGAAUGUCCAUCAGCUGUUUCUUCUGAUCUGUUACACUAUUUCAUACCAAGUGACAAGAAGGGAGUGUCAGCUGUAUAAAAACCCAGGCUUUGAGGAAACAGGAAUCCUGAGAGCUUGAACCAAUGCCUUAUGGUUUUUAAUUUGUGUUACUGUGGGAAAGAAAAGCCACCUAACUCACUGGGUAAGGCAUGAGAUGGAGUCUGUGACGAGAAAGUGGCUGGACUAGAGACGUUCUGAGGUCCUUUCAGACUUGGCCAUUCUAUGAUACUGUGGACCUGGAGUGAAAUCUGGGAGCUGUUGCCCUCAGAUGGCACUGAUUUGUAAGGUUCUGCAUGAGGUUGUUUUGUUGUGUUGUUUAUAUGUUUAUUUCUAUUGUUCUGUGCUACAACAUCGCAAAUCAAUGUCUUUACUGGUUUGAAGUAAAGUUAAUGUGACAGGUAUUUCUUGCUGCUUCCCAGUUGACUGUAAGGUCCAAAGCUAGGAAUGAGCACUGUUUUUCUGCCUUUACUUCCACCCUUUUUUACACAUUCUUUUGUUGUUGUUGUUGUUAUCAUUAGGGCAGUGGUUUUGAGUUUUGUGUAUGAGUAACAGUAGUAUAUAAAAGCUUAGAUUCUGUGGGUAGUGUGCUUGUAAUGCAUCCCAUGCUGUCACUGACAAUUAACCAUGUUACACACAUUCGUGUCUAAAGAAAAGAAAAGAAAACCAUCAAAACCAUAACAAAAAAAGCCACCCUGAAUUUUAGAAUGCUGUGGCAGUUCUGUAGCACAGAUAGAACUUGGUCAAGUUGGAUGGGGCUCUGAGCUCCUGAUGGAGCUGUAGGUUUCCCUGUUCAUCGCAGAUGAGUUGGACCAGACAGCCUUUGAACGUCCUUUCCAACUCAGAUGAUUUGUGAUUCUAACACACUAUAUAAAAUGUUGGAUCUCUGAAAACAUUGCUAUCUUUCUGUUUUUAAUUGAGUAUCUUCUUACCCAAAUGCUUUAAAGACAGGAAUUUUAAAUACUUGUGUGAACACUUUUUUCCAUGAGUUCUCUGGAGUUUUCCAUAACGUACCAUGUUGGUUGUUUAGUAGAUCUGUUUUCUGCAGGACAAGGUUUAAAAAAGCAGUGACAGCUUCAACUUGAAUUUUUAUAACAAUGGAAGUGAUCUUGUAACUCUUAAUGUCACCGUCAUGCUAAUCUGUAGGGGAGCUUUGUUAAGGUAAGAAUUAGGUCCUUAUGUUCAGUCUCUGAUUGUGUGCUUGGAGACAAAAGGUAACAUGAGUGUGUCUUCUUGGCAGUGUGUAUAAAGUAAAGCCUAGAAUACAGACCAUUAGGAGAGGUAAAUACAGAACUGUUAUGUUCUAAAUGUGUGCAUCAGGUAGAUGCAUGUCAUCAAUAUGUGAUGUUUCUUUAAACAUGUUAUUGUAACAACCGUCGUUUCUUAUUAGUCAAAUGUGGAUUCUUGGUGACAGGUUGCUUAUUAUUAGCAGUUCAAAGUCUGACAUCCAAGCUCCCAGGACUCAAAGCGUAAAACAAGUGUCAUCUAAAUUGUCCCAUAUUGAUAAUUACCUAGAAAAAAACGUGAUGAUGAACAAAAAGUUCAAGAGAGAAAAAAGAAAGCUAAGCUCAAGAAGAGAGGAGAGGCAGAUAGAAGGAGAUGAAAAGCAUCCCCAAAAGCAACACAAAGUACCAGCUGAAGAACAGCAGUGGCCAGAGAAUGUGCCUGAAUGGGAAGAAAGGAAAUCCCUGCUAGCUCAGAGAAGAGUGGAGUCUAUCAGACUGCUUACAGUGCUGUUAAACCAUGUGAAAGAUUUUGUGCAGUUGGCAAGUCAGAAAGUGGAUCCUUCACUGGGCAUAAGGAAGGAUGAUUCCUUUUCUGGAACAGCAUUAAAAGCAAUACAUCAGAAACAGAUUAACUCCUGUUAUCUUAUGCAAAAAGAUUUGGAACAAAAGGAAGAGCUUAAGUGUCAGUUAACCCAAAAAAGUAGCAAGUUGUGUAGUGAGGAAGGAGAUUUGACUGCCUUCUGUGCAUCUACUUCUCCUAGAGUCAAGACAAUUUUAAAUGACCCGGCUGCAGCUCUGAGUUUUGGCAGAUUGACUGGCAGAGAUGCGUACAACUCCUUUGGCUGUGGAUCUUUACAGAUUACAGUGACUCAAGACUGCAAGGUCAUUGAAUCUCUAGAGGGAAGGGACUGCCAAGCACUGAAUGUGGUUCGCACACAGACAGGGUCUGAAGAUGGUUACAGAAAGCAAAAGGUUUAUGAAACCGAUGAAUUCAUUCAUUAUUUAUUAAACUACUAUCAGACACCGAGCUAUGAACGUGUUUCCCUAGUGACAAAAAACUCUGCCAACAAUUCCUGGUGGAAGAGAGUGGUGUGCGAUGAUGAUAGUGGCUUUCACAUCAGCUUGCGUAACAAGCAAGGUCGGCAUUUGAGAGAAGUGAGUCUUGUACAAAAUCUCAACGACAGAAAUUGCACUAGUGAUGAUAACUGUAGACUGGUCAUCACUGCUGGGGAAUCAACAGACACAGUGCGCAAAAAUAAGACCUAUGCAGAUAGGCUUGCAAAAAAAAUGCACAUACAGAGGAGUGACACGCUCUCUGUUGAUCACUUAAUGCGUGCUGAACCAAAUCAUUCUUUGGAUUGCACUGCUGCUGCUCAAGAUGAGGAAUUUGAACAAGAAGAUGGUAGAAAUGAUGUUACCAAACUGUACAGAACUUGUAGAUCUGCUCACAGAUUAAAGGACUUGUUGGAAGAGAUCAGUGAUUCCAAGUACUUUAGUGAGGCACACAGCGGUGCAAUGAAGAAUACAGAAAGGAGUGAGCAAAUCUACAGCAAUUGUAAUAAAGGGUGUUUGCCUGCAGGAGAGAAAGAGAGAAAAUUACUGGUUUAUUUCAAGAAUGUAACUCUGGAAGGUCAAACAAAGGAAAGCAGCAAAUGUAACUUCUGCUCUAAUUCCGCCCAUGAGGACUUGGCUAGGCAGUGUGAUCAUAACAUUGAACAGUCAUGCAAGAGGUCUAGCAGUAAAUUGAGACAUGAAGGACAGAAAAGUGAGAGACAUUUUGGGGAAGAGGAAAGAAAUACUCUCAAAAUGAAGAAAAAGAGGAAAAAGCUUUCUUCUGAUUUCUUGUCUGAUGAAUGUGGCUUUUCAGAGACUGAGAGCUGCAUACAGCUGGAGUCACUCAGAAAGAUACGAAGAAAAUGUAAUAAAGCUUUUCACAACAAAGUUAAAUUCAAGACGCUUCACGCAGGCACAGCAGCACCAGGCAUCACCACUUCUGAUUGCUUUCCACUUCAGGAGACCCUCCGGCGCACAGGAGAUGAGAGGAAAUUAAUAUUGAGAAGAGAGAUGGAUGCAGAUGAAAGAGGAUGCCCUCUCUUUCCUCUUGAGCUAAUUCAGACAAACCCCUGCUCAGAUACUUUCUGUGGAGCAGAGCCCAGAAGAGGAUGCUGAACAGCUACUAUAUAAUAGCUCUUAAGCUCCUAUGUAGAGGUGGAAGAAGAAAGCCCUUUAGCCAGUAAAAGGUAUUGGAAAUACUUGGGCUUUUUUCCUUAGAUAAUUCCUUAAGUUAGAAUUAUCUAACUGGUGUAGCAAGCCACAGAAACUGAAUCUUUAUUUACCUUUUGGAUACAAGGACCAAAAUUUUCUCCAGGGCCAAACAAGCUUUCGUGGACCAGUUGCUAAGAAUUUGAAGUUAUAUGGAUUCAGAUCUCAGAGAUAAACUCUGAUUGACAUUGACUCAAUUCCCUACAUUAACAGAUACAGUAUUUAGUAAUAUCAAGUCCCUGGAAAAAAAAAAACCAAAAACAAAAACAACAAGAAGCACAUAGAUAUACAAAUCAUAGAGCAAGGAUAUGAAGUGCCUUCUCAAUCAGAUUGUUAAAAUUAUGGAAUUGGAAGCUGUGGGGGACAUUUAUACAUAAUAGUGGAGAAUAAUAGCUUUCUAAAUAAGAAAAAACAUAUAUACUGUAAAUUUCAUGGUGGAAAAACAUUUGUUUACUAUUCCCAGUUCUGAAAGUGUUUCUGAAAACCUGCUGUUCUUUGUAAGGAAGGGUUUCACAAUAACUGCUGGAUGUAGCGCUUCUGAGAAUCUGAUUUUCUAAGCACAGCUCUGAAUGUUGGGCAGUUAAAGGGCACUGUCUGUCAGGAUGGUGACAGCUCAUACUUACGCAGGUUGAAAAUAGAGUCAUAGAGUCACAGCAUGGCUUGGGUUGGAAGGGACCUUAAAGCCCCCACAGCCCAAGCCAUGCCAUGGGCUGGCUGCACCCCCAGCUCAGCCUGCAUAGGGCCCCCCCAGCCCAGACUUGGGUGCCUCUAGGGAUGGGUGCACACAGAUCUGGGCAGCAGUGCCAGGGCCUCACUGCCUUUUGCAUUAAGAAUUUCUGCCUAAUAUCUAAUCUAAAUGUCCCCUCCUUUAGUUUAAAACUAUUUUCCUUGCCUCCUUCCACAGUCACUAUCAGACCAUGUAAACAGUCCCCCUCCUGCUUAUAAACUCCCUUCAAGUUCUAGAAGGCCACAGUGCCGUCUCCCCAGAGCCCUCUCUUUUCCAGGCUGAACAAUCCCAGCUCUCUUAGCCCUUCUUUAGAGGAGAGGUGCUCCAGCCUUCUGAGCAUCUUCAUGGUCUCCUCUGGACCUGCUCCAACAGCCCCACAUCCUUCUUGUGCUGGGAGCCCCAGGCCUGGACACCAUACUUCUGAUAGGGACACACAAGGGCAGAGCAGAGGGGACAGUCCCCUCCCUGCCCACUGCCACCCCUCUGCUGAUGCAGCCCAGGAUGCUGUUGGCCUUGCAGGCAGUGAGCACAUGCUGCUGGCUCAUACCUAGUUUUUCACCCACCAGGACCCCCAGGUCCUUCUCUGCAGGGCUGCUCCCAAGGAGUUCUUCUCCCACUCUGUGCGCAUAUCUGAGACUGCCCCAAUGCAAGUUCAACACCUUGCACUCGGCCAUGUUGAACAUGGUUAGGUUUUCAUGGAUCCACUUUCCAAGCCUGUCCAGGUCUGUCUGGAUGGCAUCCCUUCCCUCUAGUAUGUCACCUUGCACUGUUCAGCUUGGUGUCAUCAGCAAACUUGCUGAGGGUGCAUUGAUCUCUAUGUCAUUGAUUAAAGUGUUGAGGAAAAUGGGUUCCAAGAUGGACUCCUGGGGAACACCGCUUGUCACUGGCCUGUAUGUGGACAUGGGAGCCACUAACCACAACCCUCUGGCUGUGACCAUCCAGUGAGUUCCUUAUUCUUACUAGUCCACCCUUCAAAUCUGUAUCCCUCCAAUUUAGAGGCAAGAACAUUAUAUGUUCACAAGAUUUCGAUAAGCUGUCUUUUUGAAGGCACAUGCAGUGAGAUAUCUAUUUAGUAUAAUUAAGCUUACGUAACAUUUCUACAAGAACUGUUAAAUGUUGUUUAAUUUCUGCUGCAUGGAAGUAAAAAUGUAAAAACUCAGUCUGGGAGCUUGAGUUAUAUCCAUAUUUACUCAGAUGGCUGUAUUUAGAAGACAGUCACAGUUGCUAUGGGCCAAAGUCCCAUAGCAAGACAGACAGGACCAGUUCUACGUACAAGACACUAAUUAUUUCAAUUUUCAUUUUAAUAUGCUGAAUUUAUUAUGUGUCAGUAUGUAAAUGUGAUGAUGUUGCCUUCCUUAUAUGGCAUAUUACCCACAUUUGUAACUUCUGCUCUAAUAAAUAAUGAUUUUUUUUCUAA